UCAGAGUGCCCCUCUAGUUUCAAUUUUUGCUAAUUGAAAAAUGGACAGGAAACUAGUAACACAAAUUCCCUAAUCUAGUGCUGACAAGCAAUUAUUUAGCCCACGGUAGUGGAAGAGUGCCCAUCUAUCGUCUAAGCAGGAGUCACUUAGGCCCAGGCAAAGUGGCAGGUGGGCCUAAGGUCUAGAGUGGACGCGUCAGGUGAAAUCAGGACGUCACAAAGGGGCGGGUGGUGUCUCAGCUGUGGGAGAGGUUAGCGAGGCCAGAAGAGAAUGGGCAAGUGGGACAGGCAGGGAAGCACGCCAGCCAGGCACCUGUGCCAGCUCCUCGGGAACUCAGCGGGGGCCACCGCGGCCCGGCCGGCGGCGGUGCGUGCCGGGAGGGGUGAGUGGGGCGGGCGUUGGCGGCGCUGCAGCGUCACGCUCGCCUGGCGGCCAUGGCGGGAAGCGAGCGGAUCCGCGGGGUGGGCGCCUCGCCGCCGCCCCCCAGCGACUGGGGCCGCUUGGAGUCGGCCAUCCUCAGCGGCUGGAGGGCUUUCUGGCAGUCGGUGGGCAAGGAGAGGGCGGCGCGGACGGCUUCCCGGGAGGAGGCGGGUGAGGAGACCAGUAUCCUGAUGCGACUGCCGAUUGAUGUACAACUAUAUAUUUUGUUAUUUCUUUCACCACAUGAUCUAUGUCAGUUGGGAAGUACAAAUCAUUAUUGGAAUAAAAUUGUACGGGAUCCAGUUCUGUGGAGAUACUUUCUUUUACGGGAUCUUCCUUGUUGGUCUUCUGUUGAUUGGAAGUCUCUUCCAGAUCUAGAAAUCUUAAAAAAACCUGUAUCUGAAAUCUCUGACAGUGCAUUAUUUGAUUACAUGGCAGUUUAUAAAAUGUGCUGUCCAUAUACAAGAAGAGCUUUGAAAUCCAGCCGUCCUAUGUAUGGAGCUGUCACCUCCUUUUUACACUCAUUGAUCAUUCUGAAUGAACCCCGAUUUGCUAUGUUUGGACCAGGUUUAGAAGAACUAAAUUCAUCUUUGGUGUUGAGUUUGAUGUCUUCCAAGGAACUUAGUCCAACUGCUGGUUUGCCGCACAGACAGAUUGAUGGUAUUGGAUCAGGAGUCAGUUUUCAGUUGAACAACCAACAUAAAUUUAACAUCCUGAUAUUGUAUUCAACUACCAGAAAAGAAAGGGAUAGAGCAAGGGAAGAACAUACAAGUGCAGUUAACAAGAUGUUCAACCUUCAGCUUGAAGGAGAUGACCAACAAAGAAGUCGAUACAGUGUAAUUCCACAAAUUCAGAAGGUCUGUGAAGUUGUAGAUGGGUUCAUCUAUGUUGCAAAUGCUGAAGCUCAUAAAAGACAUGAAUGGCAAGAUGAAUUUUCUCAUAUUACGGCAAUGACAGAUCCAGCUUUUGGAUCUUCGGGAAGACCAAUGCUAGUUUUAUCUUGUAUUUCUGAAGCACAUGUGAAAAGAAUGCCCUGUUUUUAUUUGGCCAAUGAGCUACAUCUCAGCCGUCUAAACCACCCAUGGAUGGUCCAAGAUAUGGUGGCUGAUACUCUCACUGGUUUUUUGAGUGGCAUUGAGUGGAUUCUUGAAGAAGUAGAAUCCAGGCGGGCAAGAUGAUCCUCAUUUUGGAACUUCAGAACUAUGGAGAAACUUUGAGACUCAGAGAAGUGAAGAAUUCUAUUUCAAAGCCAUGUUAUGAUGUCACCUUUCAGUUUCCUGGUCUUGGUGAUGGAGAGGAAUUCACUAGGACCACCUUACAGAUCCCUGGCAAGUGAAGAAGUGGUUUCAAAAUGAAAAGAAUUUGUUGCAAAGCAGGAUACGGCUCACAGACAAGCCAGGACAACCCCAGAGUGUGGCCAACAUGAGUUUCUUUGUUUUAGUUUCUUUGAUUUUGGUAUACUUUUUGACUUUGUUUAUUCCCCACCAUAUUCUUACAUAUUCAUGAUUUACCACUGCACUACCUUCAAUUUUGAAGUGUACGUGCAUUUCCCCCUCUUCCCUAGAGCCUUAAGCAGGUAAUAAAGAGGACAGGUCACCCCAGGUAUGCUCAGGGCAGUCAGGGCACAUGCCCACUGAGUGGAAAAUUCUUAGUCCUGCUUUAUGGUUAGUUUGUGGUCAUCUCUCCACCUAGGAUCUUUUACCAAUUGGUUGAGGCCAUUUCACAUAUUGGUCCAACACCCUACUUCCUGUCAUCAGAGAGAGCAGUUGGUGGCAGCUCAAUCAGUCUCAACUACCUGCCAAAAAGAACAACUUAUGGUGACCCCCCCACCCCCACUGCUCAUAUCUGACUAGCUGCCUAUAAUGGUAUAGCUAGUAGAACAUGAGAUGUAGAGACUUAAAAAGAGUGACAUGCUCUUAAUGGUUAAUUAAGAAGUCAAUUUGAGCUUUACUGUGGUUCACUACAUUCUCGUCAGUGCUGUAUUUUUAUUGCCUAGGGAUGAAACAAAGCAAACAGUUAAGUUUGCAAAUUCUGGUAUUGAAAGUACCUAGUACACAUUCCAGUUAUACAACUCUUGUCUUUAUGACAGUGAGGAUACUUCUUAAAUUCUGAAUAUCAGGCUUCUCACAUACAGAAUGAGGAUGAUUAUAUUUGCCUUGGAUUUAAUUUGGGUUAUAUCGAGAGCUGAAUGUUAGUAUCUGGGCAAGUAAGCUCUCCUCUUUGGAAGGCCACACCUUUGAUACUAGCAUUCUAAGUUGGACUUUUCAGUGUCACUCUCUGAAAUGAUUGUCCUGCCACAUGUCAGCUAUUUUACAGGCAUGACUAGCUAGUCAUAUAUUCAAAAUUCAGUGUUAAUCAAAAUUCUAUUACCUUCAUUAAAAACUUGUAAAAUAUGCCCUUAUAGAUGGUGUGUCCUAAAACUACAGUUAAAAUAAGCAUAUGCUAAAGAAAUAUAUGUUUUAUUUAUACAUAAGAGUAUAAUUUUUCACAUUAUUGUCAAAAUAUCUUCCCUAAACAGUGAGAUUCGUCUAAUUCCUCUAUUGAGGAAUUUUUAGGCUGCUAUCACUGUAGGAAAACAGAAACUUUCUCAGUCUUUUUGCCACUUUUAGUGACAUAAAAACACUGAUGGAUUGUGAAAUUGUAAUUGUUAGCAUGAUGAUGAACUGUACUCAUUCAUGAAACAUUCCAAAAUAAAUCAGGCAAAAGUAUGAGACUAAAAAAAUA
This is a messenger RNA of Heterocephalus glaber (naked mole-rat), 3144 nucleotides long. RefSeq names its product F-box protein 4 (gene Fbxo4). NCBI's taxonomy places the organism in Eukaryota, Metazoa, Chordata, Mammalia, Rodentia, Bathyergidae. Gene Ontology annotation, molecular function: protein binding. Gene Ontology annotation, biological process: SCF-dependent proteasomal ubiquitin-dependent protein catabolic process; protein polyubiquitination. Gene Ontology annotation, cellular component: SCF ubiquitin ligase complex. The record is from RefSeq and is a predicted model, not a curated record.